UUGCUUUCUUCUUAGCGUCUGUCCAAAAUGUUUCGGUUAUUAACAACUCACAACCUCGUACAUUUGUUUGCAAUGGUCUUCUUUGUGUGGGGUUUAGAUGAAAAACUGAUGUCCGAAAAGUAUCGCAAAAAUGAAGGAGUUCCAAUCUCUCUCGAAGGAUACAGGCUGGAUGGUUUUCAAUUUCAAGAGAUUGCCUCGACUAGCUUCAUACGAUGCGGCCUUGCUUGUCUUGCUAAAACGCAAAAGUGCGUGUCGUAUAACUUUUAUGAACGAUUGGAAGGCCUUGGACGGUGCGAACUAAACUCAGCAGGGAUACACUCUAUACAAGAGGGAGUUGCUCAAAGUUUAGAGAAAUCCCAGAAUACAGUAUACGUACAGACAAGAGUACAAUCUAUGAAAUACGCGGAAAGCUGUUCAGAUCAUUAUGAGAGUGGCGCUCGAGAAAGUGGACUCUACUACAUACGGGACACCAACGACCAUGUCUACCCAGUCUUCUGUGAUUUUAACACGGAGGCAAACAAGGCCUGGACACUUUUUAUGUCGCAGAAUUUCCUAAACAGAAAUAUGCCAGCAUUUGUCACUAAGAGUUUAAAUGUUAACUAUCCUGUCAACGAGGACCAGCCCAACUGGGAUGCCUAUCGACUUUCUUUUGCUCGAAUGGAAAGUUUGAAGCGACACUCAUCUCAUUGGCGUAUAACGUGUAACAUGCCAAGAGACGGCGUCAGUUUUGUUGACUAUGUUCGAGCUAAGAUAUCCAACUUUGACAUCCUUCAGUUCAAUGGGAAAGGAGCAUGUAAGCUGGUGGAAUAUAUGAACGUUAUGGGCCAUGAAUGUAAUGAUUGUACUUCAGCUUGGUGGCAGUUUGAUGGACAGAUAUUUCAUCAUGAUAUGACGCAAGCGAAAUGUGUUUUUGGAGACACAGAGGGGGCGACUGAUAGCCAAGAUGUAUUUGGGUUUUAUCAAAACGUCAACAGCAAUUUCAGAUGCUUAUCGUCCAAUGACUCAAAUACUAACUACUGGUUUGGUAAUAAUGUUUGAGUACAAGGUCGUCGCAAGCAUGAAACAAUGGAGUAUUGACAAAAACCCGGGCAGUGAAAUUAAAAUAUAUUAAAUACUAAGGAUACAGACUAGCCAAAAGUUUCGCUAGAGACCUUUUUUAACACCUCUAGCAAUAGGACGUUUGCACGAUGGCGUCAUUGACCUCUACUACCAGACUCCCUUGCACACUUUCUUUUGUUCAGUUAAUAAGUACCAAUAGUCUUACUGUUUUAAGCGUUUUAUUGGUGCGUAUUUCAAGUGCGUAUCUAUAAGGAAUAUAAAAAGCGCGCGCAUGUCUCUGUACUGUGAUAUAAACACGCUGGGAGCUGCAGAGCACGAGAAGGAAGUUUAGGAACACGAGGCGUGUCUAUUGUUUCUUUUGCUUUUCGAGUGCUCUACAGCUCCCAAAGUGUUUAUAUCACAGUACAGAGACAUGCGCGCGCGUUUUAUAUUGUUUUUAUAAAACAUUUUUCAACAACUUUGUGCGAGCACUGCAGCCAGCCAAUCAGAGCGCGCGUUAUAUCUCAAAUAUUUUAUAAAAGGUAUUAAGGUAUAUUAGAUGCGUGUUGAAGACCUGCUUCUCUUCUUGUCGCAUAUAUCUAGUACACGCCAUUUAUUAUAUGACCGUGAAUCUUAGAGCCUGGACACUAGCAAAUCGAGCAAUCUGAUUGGAUAGAUCGCAUCGCGGACUGGUCUAGAUUCUCCGGUAUUAACCGGUCCGAUCGCAUA
This is a messenger RNA of Actinia tenebrosa (Australian red waratah sea anemone), 1767 nucleotides long. RefSeq lists its product as uncharacterized. Gene Ontology annotation, molecular function: oligosaccharide binding. NCBI's taxonomy places the organism in Eukaryota, Metazoa, Cnidaria, Anthozoa, Actiniaria, Actiniidae. The record is from RefSeq and is a predicted model, not a curated record.